AUGAGUGAUACCGUAUGGUAUUUUUCUUUCUCUUUCUUAGCCACAUCUCUUUAGUUUCCUUUCAUCUGCAGUAGUUCCCUAGCCUUUGUCUUUCAUGACCUUGCCAUUUUGGAAGAGCGUAGGCUAGCUGAUGUGUGGACUGUUUGUUUCCUUGUGAUUGGAUUCAGAUGGUGCCCUGUGGCAGGUGCACCACAGAUGUGAUGUGCCCUUCUCAGUGCACCCUCCGGAGGCAUAGGAUAUUGGUUUAUCUCAUUGCUAAUGGUGUUAACUUUGACUCUUGGUUAAGGUGAUGUCUGUCAGGAUCUUAGAGUGCUGUAAAAAAUAACUUUUUCUCUUUGUGAUUAAUAAAAAACCGGUGGGGGUGAUUCAUGGAGACUAUGUGACAAUCUUGUUCCUCACCAAACUUUCAGUCACUUGUCUUAGUCUCCAUUUAUGGUUCUUGCCUGAAUCUGUCUUUACUGUGAUGUUACUAAAUGAUGAUAUUUGAACUUGACCAUUCCUCCUACCCUAUCCUUAUUAUUGGUCCUGUUUUUUAAAAAGUCCUUUUUAAAUACCUGUAGCUCUGCUCCUCGGUGAAGCAGGCUGGCUUCUAUAUGUUCAUUAUAUCAGAUUACUGAGAAUUAAAACAUCCAAUGAGAAUCAGAUAUUCUAAUCUGAAAUGGAAAAACGUACUCCAGGUGGGAGACUUUUGACAUAUCUGAAGGACAGAAGGGGGAAGGGAUGUGGUGGGGAGACCUAGACAGCUGCCCCUGCACCUCUGCCUGCUUGGACAGCAUGGGAAUGUAGGAGGCUGAUCCAUGAGAGCAAAAGAGAAAGCAUUGUGCGCAGUAUCAGAUUGUCCAGUGAGUGUAAGGGUCUGCUUUCAACCAUUUUCAAAUGGUUAUAAAAAGAGCCAUGCCACAAAGGUUCUAUUACCGACCUGGGUUGUUGGACUCGUUAAUCAUUAGAAAUUGGUAAGAGGCCAGAUGAGAAAUUCAGGCAAGGCUUUAUUGAGACUCAUGCUGUAGCAGGAGGAAGUGAAAACAAAGAAGAGUUUCCCUUGCUUGCGCUCUGAGGGUGGGGUGAACUGGUCCCUUAAAUGGGUGAGGGUGGAGGUGGACCUGGUAGCAAAGGUGGUGUGCCCACCCCCUUGGUGAUGCUGUGUGCGGGGAUCACAAGCAGGGCCCUGCUUCUGCUCCCAGCACCUCAGAAGUGACAGUUAGGUUUUGGUCUUUUUGUAUUUUUGUUGCUCAUAAUUUGCUCCAACUGUGUGUGCAGUUAUUUUUAGUCCCUUAUAGUUUGUUUGUAUUCUGCUGCUCCAGGAGAUGUCUGUCCAGGUGCAAGCACUGCACCAAAGGGCCCCAGACCCCAGGACCCAGCCUGUCUCAGGUCUAUAUUAUGAACAUUGAAUAACCUGUUUAAGUAGCAAGUCAUUGAACCCUAUGCUAGUAAAAUUAUCAUAUAAAUAGGUUUCAGUAAAUGCAUGAGAGAAUUUGGACUUUGAAGGCUAAAUCUCAUUUGAAAUCAAUAUAUAAAAUGUUAUUCCAAAGAACGUUUAUGUCUCUGGAUGAUGUGUUGAGUGAAAAAAAAAUUUUAUAAAGAUUUUAUUUGUUUGGGCCCACUUGUGUUGGUUGCAAAAUAUAUCUUUGCCACUUUUAGUGAUUUCUCAUGCUGCUAUUUAUAGACUAAUUCAAAGAUUCUUUGUCGGAUAAAUAAACAGAAUGGCAUUCAUUAUUCUUUUCCGUUUUAGCUUUUAUUUAAAAAUUCCUCUUAAGUAUGUAGCUUGUAAAUCUCUUGCUUCAUACUUCGCUGACAUUCCUCUCUUUUAUAGGUACCUCCUAUUUAACAGACAUUGUGUGGUGGGCAGGCACAAUUGCAAUGGCUGUUGGCCAGAUUGGAAACUUCCUGGCUUACACGGCGGUCCCCACGGUCCUGGUGACUCCUCUUGGUGCCCUUGGAGUGCCGUUUGGGUCCAUUUUAGCUUCUUACCUUCUGAAAGAGAAGCUCAACAUCUUGGGCAAGUUGGGGUGUCUGCUAAGCUGUGCGGGUUCUGUCGUGCUGAUUAUCCACUCCCCGAAGUCUGAGAGUGUGACCACCCAGGCCGAGCUGGAGGAGAAGCUGACCAACCCAGUGUUUGUAGGCUAUCUGUGCAUCGUGCUGCUCAUGCUGCUGCUGCUCAUCUUCUGGAUCGCGCCGGCCCACGGGCCCACCAACAUCAUGGUCUACAUUAGCAUCUGCUCCUUGCUGGGGAGCUUCACCGUGCCUUCCACCAAGGGCAUUGGGCUGGCGGCGCAAGACAUCUUCCACAACAACCCGUCCAGUCAGCGGGCCCUCUGCCUGUGCCUGGUGCUCCUGGCCGUGCUCGGCUGCAGCAUCAUCGUCCAGUUCAGGUACAUCAACAAGGCGCUCGAAUGCUUCGACUCCUCCGUGUUCGGGGCCAUCUACUACGUCGUGUUCACCACGCUGGUCUUGCUGGCCUCGGCCAUCCUCUUCCGGGAGUGGAGCAACGUGGGCCUGGUGGACUUCUUGGGCAUGGCCUGCGGGUUCACCACCGUCUCCGUCGGGAUUGUCCUCAUACAGGUGUUCAAAGAGUUCAACUUCAACCUGGGGGAGAUGAACAAAUCUAACGUGAAAACAGACUAGGCUGCAGCAGGGGAUUGGAUGGCUUGAGGAACAGGAAACGGAUGUGGUUUCUGGUCCUGGUUUGAUGUAAAGUGGAAGAGACCGUGAAUCGCUGGUGUUAGAGUUGCCUGUACACUGGUGGGUGGGCUGCUGGAGAGUGAAGCCAUGUUGCUCAGCACCAGGGUGGGGGCCUGGCCCUCCGCACGCUGGAGUUGCUCGGUGGUUGCCUGGGCCCCAUCUCUCUGAUGAGAGGAAUCUCACGUUCAUUGCCAUUAACCUGGAAGCUUUCAUGAAUACUCUUUGCUUUGAAAACAUUUCAACAUUAUUUAAGUAGAAAAUAAAGAUGGGCCUUUUCUGGUUAGUCUUUGCAGGGGAGCAGAUACUCUUACUUAGAAUCUUACUUUGGAAAUGGGAGAAAUUGUUGUCUUGAAGUCUGACUUUACAGCAAAUGUGUCUGUAGUUCUGGUAUUUCGUGUUAAGCAUGUAUAAUUUUCAGGUACCUCAUUCAAAUAAGAGGUGCGUGCAUUUGUUUUUAAUCCUCUAAUGAGCUGACUCUCCUAGCCACCCCCACUUCAAGGCAUUUUAAUUGCAAAUAGAGAAGAAUGAAUGGACAAGAUGGAGUUGUUCCAUUUGCAGGAUGAUUUCAAUAGCUCAGAUCAAUUUCAGUGCCUUUUACCACUUGAACUAUUCACUUAAUUUGACUAUUCCUGUGUGUCUGUUCUCUUAGAUUGGAAUACUGCAGCCUCCUUGAUUAUACUUUUACUAUUUCACUGUUCAAAAUAUCAAUGCUCAAGGCAGUUAGGAAUAAUAGUAUAUUCAUUCAUUGGAAGAGAGUCCAGACUAAAGACUCAUUCGCGUAAAUUGACCCUUUCAGCAUGUAGUGAUCGCCCAGUUAAAGAGAGUUGACUUAGGGAGCGUGAGGUAUUUAAUUUGUAUUCAGUCUAAUGUAACUGGGAUCCAGUAUUAAAUAUAUCCGUGUUCUCUUUCAGCAAGCAUUGUGGCCACUCAGAAGAAAUAAAUUAUUUACCUUGAUAGUAAGGCUGUUAAAGGAGAGAGUAAGUGUUCAGGAGCACAUAUGAGUUCCCUGUAACUCAGGAAUAAGUUAAAGGCAAAAUGAAGCUUAGAUCAGUUUCUACAAAUUGGAACACAUAGAGUUUUCAGAAGAAUUUCUAGCAAAAAUGAAGACAAUUAAUUUAGCCACCUCCCUGUUGUUUGAGAUGACAGAGCACCCUACAGUUCCUCACCCAACCUCUCACUAAACUUCUGAAGUGCAAAAUUCACCAUUAAUUAACUAAUCCAGUAUAUGGAUCAAAUAGGCCAUUUGUCUGUCUGUAUUACCCUACCAUGUGUAUUAAAUGGGAACAAAGCACAGAGUGGUUCAGAUGUUUCAUCGAGAUAUCACGUACUUCAUGUGCAAUGUUGUCUCUAAUUAGGGAACUAUGCCAGGUUGAAAGGUGAGAUUGGCUAAGGUGGAUCUGGUGAAGUAAAACAUGAAAUUUAGUAACACCCAAUUAAAGUGACUAAGUGAUGUCAAUAGGAGAAAAUGUGUUUUUCAGACAGAAAGAAUAUUUCUAAAGACCCAAGGAGUAGUUCCCUAAAGUGUGGAACAAGGAGGCUAAAUAAAAUGAGGAUAGUUUAACACAGAGCAAAAAACACCUUUAUGAAUUAAAAGUACUUAUGAUGAUCAUGGGUUGUGAGUUAUGAGCUAAGAGCAGCAACAAGAUUAUUUUAAAAUUAAAAAAAAUUACAGUAACUGAUAUUAACAAAUGCUCAAAAAACUCAUUACUCUUUUUGUCAACUCUUGAAGGUUUGUUUUUUAUCAGUAUUUUUAGGAAUGACGGCUUAAAUUUAUUGAACUGAACUUCCUGAAAAUAUAAUGUAGCAGUAUCAAUAUACUUUUAGGCAUUAAAAUAGUUUUCUAGGUAAGGAGUCUGAGAUAUUCAAAGAACACAUGUGGCCGUACAAGUAAAAUGAGAAAGUUCCCGUGUCAUAUGGAAAUUACCAUUUUGGGGGAUACAACUUACAUGUGAAGCUUAUUUUAUUUAAAUGCAUCUAUUGGUGUUCUUACUACGGCUAAUCCAUGAUUAUACUGCAGAUACUUAGAGGUGAGGUUUUCCAGAUUACCUCCCUGUGAUUUUUUUAGAGUAAAACAAAAUCUCGAUGUAUUAAUAGCCUGUCUCCUCUUGAAGGUGAUGUGUCCCCAGGACAGUUUGACUCUCCCAAGUUUACAUCUGUUCAGCAAGUUAUUCUGGGGGUGAUACCCAGCUUUUCUUCCAGUGGAACAAUGUUCAGAUCAUCCAUUAUAUUCCAAAUGCAUGACUCUCGCCUCAAAGCAAUUGACACGAUCAGCAGUCUAACCGCCUCAUUUUCAAGUUUAACAUAGAACAAAUUACUUCUGACUUAAUAGUAUUUAUUUUACUAAUUCAUGUUCUUUUAAUAAUUUAUUUGGAAUUGCAAAAAAUAAAAAAAUAAAAGCUUCAAAAGGGAAGGCCCAGAAUGGGGAUAGGUGGUAUACUGGUCUUUCCAAAAGUAAAUACAUAUAAAACAUUUGCAUUAUUAGGCCGUUCUUUGCAUCUUAUCUUUGAUAAAACUAAGGGGAAAAUGCCUGCUGUCUGCUUGUUUUCAGGCCUCCUCUAAAACCAUGUUUGUGAUCACAACUUACAGAUUUACUCUGGAGAGAUACUUAAAUAGGCCAUUUCUCUCCUCUCCUGCUUGGAAAAUGCCUCGUCUUCUCAUCUAAAUCUUUGCAUUUAAAACAAUUGCUUCCUGUUCUGCUCAGUAAUCAAGUGUAGGACCUAUUCAGGAUUCUAACCCAAACGCAGCCCCAAGCCCAGCCUGGGUGUUUGCUGUGUGGAAGGACUGCUCCAUCUCUGCCGAGAAGGCUCUGGAGAGGAAGGGCAGGGUGCUCCCUGCCGCCUGGAGGGCAAGACCUGCCCACAGCUGGGACUCGAGGGAGGAAUCAUCACUCAGAUGUCACUGUGGUCUUCUCACAUUAGAGUGUUUGUGAAACACACUUCGCCGCUCUUGGUUCAGCAAUAAGAAAUAUUCUUUCAAGUCCUCCUUUUCAAGCCAGUUUGUUACAUGCAGUUUUAUUUCCAGAAGUUCAUUCCAGCGGGAGUAAUUCUGUCUUUGGAUUUUUUUCUUUGGGUUUCGUGUCUGAUCGAGAAAGCACUACUAAAGUGUGCAGUCACCUGUCACCUCCCUUCUUCCUCAACCGCUCAGCUCUUUGUAAAUUCUGUGCUUACUUCCAGAGGCCAGUUCCUAGACAUCCGUAAAGCGCUUGAGAUGUGCUGUCUCCGGGCGUGGACGGGCACUGCCGUCCACGGGGACAGGUGUUGCUCACAGGCCACUGCCAGGCUGCCAGGUUCUUGUUGGGAGAUGAGUCCUCUCCUCUCUAAGCUGCUCAGCUGAUGCAGAAGUCUGCAGCGCUAAGCCCAUCGCUCUUCUUUGAUGCCUGCUUGAUCCUGACUUAGGCUUCCUGCAACUGUGUAGGAACCUAGGAAGAGAAGACGCUUCAGUUUAGAUCUGUUCAUGACUGUCUCGUUGGCUCCGGUGGCCUGGAAAAGUUGUCCUUACCGUGGCUGACAUCAAGGGAGUAGUUCACCCAUCAAGCAGGGUUAGAUGGAAUCUUGGUGUUCCACCUUCUCAGGGACCAAAACCGUAACAUGAACUUAGCAUUCACCUUCCUCCCAAGGACGUGUCUGUGUGAGUUUUUCGUAUGUUUUCCUCAUAUUCAUAGCUAGAGGUCUGUUAACUUGAGUUGGAAAGAGAAAAAAAAAUCAGUUUGCGCACCAGUCACACCAUAAAAGAGUUUAUCAUAUAAAAUACCUCAACUUUCUGUAUUCCUUACUUCCACCUCAAAAGUUGUACUGGUGAUGAAUUUUAAGGGUCUGUCCUUUAGUUUAUAGGUGAUUUUUCACAUCUGGCCAGAUUCUUAUACCUCCAUCAUAUACUUGAAAAGAUUAAGAAUUAUAGGAAUGGAAACAAGAAUUUGGCCCAGUAUCACCAACGCAUUUAUUUUCAUACACGUUUCUCACACACUGUUAAUUGCAACAAAAUAAUUAUAUUUUAAGAAAAUGUAACUUUGUGUUACAUCAAAAAAAAUGUUGUCUAGUAGAAAGUUGAUAUUCAGUGUAACAGAUCACGUAAAUAAACAUUAUUUUAAAUGUACCUAAUGUGAUUAAAAAAAAAAAAAGCUUAGUCUAGGGCCUAGAGCAUGAGCCAGGGAGAAGGAUUUGUUUGUUUUUUUCUGUAUUUUUUCUUGAAUUUUGCAACUAUAGGUGAGUCACUUAACCUUUCUGUGCCUCAGUUUCUCUACCUCUAAAGGGGUGGUGUGGUCCUCCAGAUCUACUGUUUUAAAGCACACGCCGGUUAGCGUGUGCGUGCUGGGAGCCUCAGACCAGAGCGCCGUGGGCAGGGAUGCUCUGGAGGGACGCACUGAGCAUCCUGUCUGCUCAGACCGUGCUGCAGACAUGCAGCUUCAAGCACUGAGUAAGCAAAGGAAGCACUGGGUAUAAAGUUUGCAUGAUUUCAUGAAGCUUUAAUUUCCCUUUUUUGUUGUUUUAAAAGGAAGGGUUUUAUAUAUUCCGUUGUAAAAUAUGGAAAUUAAACAGGGACUUAAAAAAGCUGCACUGAAAGAUCACAUUCUGAUGGUGUGAUGAGCUUCUCU
This is a messenger RNA of Vicugna pacos (alpaca), 7270 nucleotides long. Lineage: Eukaryota; Metazoa; Chordata; Mammalia; Artiodactyla; Camelidae. The record is from RefSeq and is a predicted model, not a curated record.